This is a messenger RNA of Cuscuta europaea, 1542 nucleotides long. The record is from the annotation of a GenBank genome assembly. NCBI's taxonomy places the organism in Eukaryota, Viridiplantae, Streptophyta, Magnoliopsida, Solanales, Convolvulaceae.
UAAUUUUCGCCUAGUCGGCCGGUCGUUCGUCAGACUCCUCCAGUCCGCAUCUCCAGUGAGUUCCAGUCACCGCCGCUCGCCGUCGCUCUGUAGCAGCUCUCUGUCCUCUGCCGGGAGUUCAAGUUGCGACUUGCUCCAGCAGUCCGAUCUCUCUAUUUCCGCUCGCUGAGAAUUUCCCUCUGCUUCCGUGUGCAUUUUGAGCUUACAAAAUUAGGCCGUUGGAGCUUUUGUUUCCAGAACCACUUUUCUCCAAGUGUUUGAGACACAAAUAAGCAACACUUGGUUGAUGGACUUCCCUGAGUGGAUCCGCGAAUUAAUGGAGUCUGAUGAAUGGUUCUUCCGCCAUAGCAUCAAGCUUCUGCUCCUCCUCGCACUACCCGUAUACAUUUCCUGCCGCUUCAUCACCGCCCCUUUCGGAAAGCACGUCCGUCCUGGUUGGGGACCGACCAUCCCCCCACCCCUGGCCUGGUUUGUGAUGGAGAGCCCCACACUCUGGCUUACUCUCCUCCUCUUCCCUUUCGGCAAGAACCAUUCCAACCCGCUUGCCCAGAUCCUCAUAGCUCCAUAUUUGAUUCACUACACGAACAGAACCCUCAUAUACCCGCUCCGGAUUUACCUCACGUCUUAUCGCCUGAAAAGGUCUGCUGCCGGGUUCCCAGUGAGCAUUGCUUUGAUGUCGUUCACUUUCAACAUCCUGAAUGCUUACCUGCAGACCAGAUGGGUUUCUCACUACGCCGGUGAUUACGACGGCGGUGUGCUGUUCUGGUUGCGAUUCAGUGCCGGAUUGGUGGUUUUUGUUUCCGGAAUGACGGCAAACUGUUGGGCGGACAGAGUAUUGCUUGGGCUGAAGAGUGAGGGUGGUGGGUAUAAGAUACCCAGAGGUGGGCUGUUUGAGUAUGUUAGUUGCCCUAAUUACUUUGGGGAGCUUUUGGAGUGGUUUGGGUGGGGGGUGAUGAUGACUUGGUGGUCUUCAGCUGGAUUUGCCUUCUUUCUCUUCACUUUUGCCAACUUAGUUCCCCGGGCAUAUUCCCAUCACAAAUGGUAUCUGCAGAAAUUCAGGGAGGAUUACCCUACGAAAAGGAAGGUUGUCAUUCCUUUUCUCUACUGAUGAGUAUUGGUUUGUUACUGUUAACCCCAUGACAAAGUAAAGGACUUGAAAUUUACCAUGUUUUCUUACUCUUCUCUUUUACAAGGAAACAAGUAUUUGAACUUUGAGUGAAAGAAAGUGCCCAGGGUGAAAGUUUCUUUCGACCCCGAAAUAGAAAAUUUGAAGAAUAUUGGAUUUCAUAAGAACUCCAUUAUUUUAUUUUGUUAACUGAUUCCUUGAAAGUAAACAAGGAAGAUAUGUGUUGCAACAUGAUAGGAAAUCAACACAGUAGUCAUCUUUUUUUGUUUCACUAUUUAUAGUUGGAUUCCUAUCUAAUGAUCCAAGGCGUUUUCCUGGACGUGAAACGUCAUAAUCAUCGUGUUUGCUUGGUGCGUUCUGUUUUGCAUUAAUAUUAUUCAAUCAUAAUAGUGCAUCAGAAUUAUGAUAGACUGAGG